This is a messenger RNA of Leguminivora glycinivorella, 3672 nucleotides long. RefSeq lists its product as uncharacterized. Lineage: Eukaryota; Metazoa; Arthropoda; Insecta; Lepidoptera; Tortricidae. Gene Ontology annotation, cellular component: nucleus. Bases 533 to 2968 code for a protein of 811 amino acids. Gene Ontology annotation, molecular function: zinc ion binding. The transcript is spliced from 5 exons. The record is from RefSeq and is a predicted model, not a curated record.
CACACGUUCGUUUCCGUAAAAUACGAAGGCAAAUCUCUUCGUACUACAUCUGUAUCGCGGUGACCGUAGAUUUUUAUAACUUACUUCUUAUUGCAAUAUUCCAGAUGAAACUUUAUUAUCGAGCAGUUUGGUUUAUUUUUGUGUAAAAAUUUUCGUAUGUCGCAAACGCGUCGAACGUUAUUUGCAUCUAUCGUCUAUCAAACUUGAGUUGAGUUGUGUUUACAACACUGUAGGCUGCAUCGAAACUAAACAAAACGUAAAUAAAAUUAAUAUUUUUGAAAAGAAAUACAAGUAAAACGCUAAAUAGUCUGUUUUACUAUUGUUGGUAUUCUUUUUCAGUGUAUUAUAUGUAAAGGAAAAGACUGUUCAACUAAAUUUUGUAUGUUGAAAAUGUAAAUUUAAUAUAACUUCGAAAGGUUCAGUGUAAAAUCAUUAAUUAUUAAUUACUCAAAGUGUAAAAUUGGGAUUUAUAUGAUAAAUCUGAUACAAUACGGUUGCUAUUGCAGCGCUUGUAUUACAUAAAUAGAAAACAAUGCGGAAUUACGUGAGAAAAACGAACCGGGGUAACACUCCCCAAAAACUGAUGCAGGCAGCCGCUUAUGCCGUCUUGCACGAGGGGCAGACCCUCCGAACGGUAGCGAAGGCCGUCAACAUCUGCCACGCCAGCCUCUUCCGCUUCAUAAAGAAACUCAAGUCUGGCGACAACCCUACCGUUGGCUACAAACCUCGACUACUCUUCAGUGCAUCACAAGAACAUGAAAUUGUAAAACAGCUGGCUAAGUACGCUAAAGUCUACUCCGGAUUAUCUAUGGACGAAGUCAGGAGACUGUCCUGUCAACUUGCAAAGCGAUGGAAGUAUGUUAUACCUGAGGCUUGGGUUAAGAAUAAUACGGCUAGCAAAGAAUGGGCUGAAAAGUUUGUUAAAAGGCAUAGUUUUCCUUUAAAACCAGUAAAAGGGAAGGCAAUGAAAAAUUUCUACAAUAUGCUUCAUGACUUACUACAAAAACACAAUUUCCUACCAUCAAGGAUUUACUAUUUAGAAGAAAUUACUGUUCCAAUAGCAAAAUACAUUUCUGACCCAGACUCAACAGAUGUGAAACCGGUGUCUAUGGAAUUGGCUGUGAAUGCUUUAGGAGAUAUUGUGACUCCCAAGUUUAUGAUGAAUAACGAGGACUACAAACUGAAGGACAGAACAAAUAUUUGUAUAGAAAGCAAAACAGAAAUACUUAACACUAGAGAUUUGAGAUACUUCGACCAUUUCAUAGAUUGUACUAAGCCGAGCGCAGAUAGUCCUAUUCUGUUACUAAUAGAUAAUUGUCAGUAUAUUGAUGUGAAUGUUUUGAAGAAGGCAGCUCAAAAUUCAGUUAUUCUACUUUGUGUUCCGAAGUGUGAAGUUGCUAUGAAACCGCUAUUGAAGUUAGCUAAGUUUAUAAAGAGACCUAAGAAGCAGGAGCUGCUGUCGAAAGCUGAGUGUGACAUAUUGGACAUUGUCCGUACCAUGUUGCCGUCGAGGAAGGAGGUAGUGAAGUGUUUCCAUGACAACGGAGUGUGGCCAUUCAAUCCAACAGUUGUUACCGGAGAAGAAUUUGUACCAGAAACUGUUGCAGAGUGUAAUUAUAUAAUGGGUCGUAAAAAGAACGCUGUUAAAAAAAUGGGCAAUCACACGGAAGAUGAAAUGAGAACUGCGCUCAACCUCAUAAAGUCUGGCUCGAGCAUUAGACAAGCCAGUAUCCUCUGUGGAUUAAGUUUCGCCACCGUACGCAGAUACGUAGCUGAAAUGAAGAAGAAUGACGGCCAACCUAUCCGCUUGACUCCGAAUUACGAAGUCAACAAAAUAUUCACCACCGAAGAAGAGGAACAUCUGGUGAAAUAUAUUAAAAAAGGAGCGGAAAAUUUCAAAGGAUUGACUGUAGAAGGAUAUUCUCCAAGAGAUUGCAGAAGACUUGCUUAUGAAAUAGCGAGAAUUAUUAAUAAAAAAAUACCUCAGUCUUGGGUGAAGGCGAAAAUGGCGGGUGUUGACUGGUUCAGAUCUUUUAGGACUAGAAACGAGCUUUUAUUCGAGAAAAGAAAGGCGGGGGAUAUAAUUAGAGAAACUGUCUUCGAUGUUGAUGACAUGGAAAAGUUUUUUGGACAUUUGAAAAUUGUUAAGCGGGAGACGGUGAACGAAGCGCCAGCACAGCCUCUGCCCGGCCCCAGCAGUAUUCCUGCUACGCAAAUCUCGGGUACCAACACAUUACCCAGACAAGACGCUCCCAGUGGUACAAUCGACCAAUGUCGCUUCUGCGCCGCGUUCACAAAAUGCGCUCCCAUCUCGGACAAACCAUAUCUCUCCAACAGCACCACUUUAGCUUUCAACGAUAUCAGUGUAAAACUGGACUUCAACGAUGAAACUUUACCUAAAACUGUUUGUCAAACUUGCGAUAAAAAACUUAAAGCAAUGCACGAUUUUGUCAAUCUUGUAAAAUCAGCUCAAGGAGCGCUGAUCAACAUUGAAACAAGACCAGUCAAUGUAGAAGUAGAACAAGGAGAAGAUUUCGAAACUUUAAUCGUUAAAACUGAAUGUGAUGACGAUGAUGAAAGUAAAGAUGGAAUAAUAGAUUCUGUCACAGUUGAAGAAACUGUGUUCAUCAAAGAUGUGCCUACAAAAAGGAAAAAUAGUACAGAUAGUACUAAAACUGCAAAAGUGAAGAAAGCUAAAGUUACUGAAGAAGAAAAUGAGUUAACCAUUAAUAUUAAGGAAGAAGUUAUUGAAAGAGACGCAAAUGAUGAAAAUACAGAGUGCUCUCUUAGUGAUGUAGGACGUUCUAUUAGUAAUACAGGUUCUGUUGCUGAUACAGGAUGUCCUGUCAGUAAUAUAGAGUGUUCUAGUGAUACAAUGACGGAUGUUAAACCCAGUGAAGUGGAACUUGCGACAAGUGCUUUAGUUUUUGAAAUGAGAAGUGACGGUAGUGGAUUUGGGUAUAGUUAGGGAAGCAGAAGUGAUUAUUUUCAAAGUCUUUCACUUGUCACUUGGUGUUAGUUUAUAAGGUAACGAAGUUAAUUUUUAGUUAUGCUGAUUGAUCGAUUUUUCUCAUUUUAUACUGGUAAAGGACAUUUUAUUUUCAUGAACAAUUUGAUUUCAUAUUUUUUUAAUUUUUAAAUCUGUGACUGAGAAAGCAAAAAUCACGAUGUUUUUUGUUAUUUCGAAUUUAUAUUUCUUUCUCAAUGUGGAAGACUGUCUAAGGUACAGCGGGGCAAAUCUCGACUGGGUGGCAAUUAUAAAUAAUCCAUUUUUUCCAUUAUUACACUAUGAUGUUGAGUUCUACAUGUAUCCACUGAACACGUCUACCAUAUAUAACCGGUGGACACUCUAUUUAAAAAUGCAAACAUGGAAAAAUGAACCAGUUAUAUUUGCCCCCCAGUCAAUAUUUAUCCUGCUGCACCUUACAAGUUUUUCGGUACUUUCAAAAGGUUUUUAACUCGUACUAAAUCAUUUGUUACAAAGUUCUGAAGAGAAGGAUGAGAAACUCUUCUUUUACUGUAACAAUCUUAUCCACAUUGAACUUAUUAGACCGAUUUAUGAGGUUUUUUUUUUAUGUUAUUAAUGUUUUUUUUUUUUCAAAUUGUGUUUGUAAUUUCAAACAUCAUUGAGAUUAUUGUUUGUAAGAAACACUCAACUUUCAACUUUUUGUA